UAAACAUCCCGUGCGGUUGGUGUCAAGGGCGAAGACGUUCGGGGUACAUGUACGUAACAGGGUUCGCGGUUGUUUGUAUACAAAGAGCGUUGGCCGUGCGUCCUCGGGACACGAAAAAAGGGAUGCGUAUCAGUGCGUCGACGGUGUUUAACGGAAAUCGAACACGUGGCUGGAACAGGCCAGAAUGGUUUGUAACAACGAAAACUCGAUGGCGGAACCUUUGACCGGAAAUCGCACUACCGGUUUCUCUUCUCGAGAACGAACGCUUUUAUUCGUAACGUCGAGAUGGAAUUCUCGGAACAACGGAAACGUUCUCGAUUUCGUGCAGAGCGUGAAUAAGAAUCUUGGACGAAACGAUGGCACACACUCGUAAUAUAUCGUUCGUCGAAGAAAACAAAAGAGUCGGAGGAGAAGAAAAAUCGUACGAGGGUAAAGAGAAUCGCGAGGAAAGCCGAGAUAGCCGUACACGCCCCCGAAAAACGCAUUAAAGGAGUAACGACGAGCAACGUGGCUUUAACCGGUAAUUGGACCAUUCUUUUUGCCAUUGAGGUAGUAAUGGCCCUUGUAGCGUGGUCACGCUACACUACGGUGCGCCAUAGUACUAUAGAGACUUCCGGCCCGCCGCAGGAAGUGAGACACACGUGUUCAGGCGUAUGUGUUCCCAUAAUACGGGCCUCGGCUCCUCCUCUACAGUGCGUCCCAAGUUCGAUGGCCCAUACGGGAAGCGAGCACGCCACGGAUAUAUUACCGUUCGUUCUGGGAAACACGAGUCGAAGAAAAGUGAGCAAACGUCAACGAUCGAGUGAAUUCACGGACGCUACGAUACAUCACGCGACCAAACUACGAUAAAACAAAGAAUCGGAAGAAUUUUAGUAGAAACAUUUCGCACUGCCGCCGACAAUGGAACGAAACUCAACGUCAACGAAAUUAUGCAACUGGUGCAACAAAUCAUUCAGGACCCUGACACGCAGGUUCGACUGGACCUGAUGGAACAGCUGCCGCACGUGGCGACGAUCUGCCAGGAGGCUUCUCAUCUCUUCGGCGACGUUCUUCACGAUCAUCUGCUCAACAUCAUUGUCACAUACCUUCGGGAUGAAGAGAACCAGGUACGAAUGACGACCCAGGCAGUGGUGCUCACUCUGAUGAAGAACGGCCUUCUCGACAGCACCACGAUCGAAGUCAAAAUCUGCCCUGUGAUAGAAGUUCUUUGCAGAUCUUCGAUCGAUUUCCUGCAGUCGGGUAUCUCUCUCAUGAGCAAGAUGGCACCGCUCAUUGGCAAAAGGCUGACAGAAAAGAUUUUUCUGGACAGAUACAUAGCCCUCUGCGAGGACAAGGAUAUCUACGUUAGAAAAGUAUGCGUGUCGCAUUUUGGAGAGAUUUGCGUGGCAGUCAGGAGGAAGGCGUUUCUUCGAAAAUUGUUCCCCGUAUUCGUCGAUCUAUGCUGUGAUAAAGCGUGGGGCAUCCGGAGAGCCAGCGUGGACGUUAUGAUGCCGGUUGCUUGCUGUAUGACCCUCCAACAACGUCAAUUACUAUUGGCCGAACUUCUAGCCAUGCAUCUCGACGACGAAUCGAAAUGGGUGCGAAUGUGUGCCUUUCAAAUUUUAGGACCAUUUAUAUCUACGUUCGCGAAACAGUUUACCGAAAUAACUUAUAAUCAGCACGGCGAGCUGGUGUUUACCAGCCAACAAGAUACUCGUUUCAGUAUAAGGUAUUCGUACGAAGGCAACUACCCUCCGAAAUAUGUGGUGCGGCGCCACUCGUUCGACCAAGAGGAUCUUGAUACUAAGGAUAACUUUAAUUCGUCUGUGAUAAUACAAAGAUCGACUUCUGAUGACGAGGAGGACGAGGACGAGUCACAGGAAGAUCACAUUUUUGCUCUGAGAGCUUACAAAUCUAAGAUACGAAGGAAGUUGAAUCAAAACCAAACAACGGAUGACACGGAGAAGUACAAUCCAUUUUUAUACUACUACAUAACGCCAGACCUGCCUUUGGACGACGAACUCGUCGAAGCUGCGAAAAGAUCAUCAGCGAAGAAUAACAUAAACUGGAAACCAAUGACCAACACCGCCAGUAGCAAAGCCUCUUCGUUAGACGACGUAGUAGACGAAGAUAAGUUCCCAGAGGUAGAACUGAUACGUGUGAACGAAGAAGAGCUAGUCCCUUUGCAUUUGGUCAAUAUGUUCCUAACGAUGGCCGAGCCAGAACGAUACUCAGACAUAGGAGCAGACAUUCUUCAUCAUUGUGCAUUUAGUUUUCCCGCCGUAGCUCUCACGUUAGGUAGAGAGCACUGGUGUUAUUUACUGCCAACCUACAAGUUGUUGUUAAACGCCGAUCAGUGGAAAAUUCGACGUACACUGGCCUCGAGUAUUCACGAAAUCGCCACGAUACUCGGCGAAGAACUGACUGCCAGCGAUCUCGUCCCUGCUUAUCACUGUUUCAUCCAGGACGUGGAUGAGGUCAGAAUAGGCGUUCUUAAACACCUAGCGGCCUUUUUGAAGAUACUUAAGCCCACCGAUCGUUUCCCAUAUCUGCCGAAGCUGAAGGAAUUCCUCGUCACCGAUAACGAAUGGAACUGGAGGUUCCGAAAAGAGUUGGCCACGCAACUGCUGGAAAUUGUGAACUUAUUUGCACCCAUGCAACUUGAACGAUACAUCGUGCCCCUGUCUCUUGAGCUGCUGAACGACAAAGUCGCUGCUGUGAGGCACGUUGCACUUUCUUUGGUGACGCAAAUUGUCGCCCAAUCCGACAGCGAACGCCUGGUCUCGGCGUUGUUUCAAGAGCUCAGGUUCUCGCUAGGCGUGUACGCGAAGAAGUGGACUCGACGACAAACACUGGCGUUCGUAUGCGCUCAAUUGAUAGCUAACAACGCUAUCAGUGGGCACAAAUUCUCUAAGGAAAUGUUGCCUACUUUAUUGAAGCUAUCCAUGGAUAAGGUACCAAACGUGAGACUAGUUGUGGCGAGAACUCUGUCGGAGAACGUAAUCCCGAUGGGACCAAGCUGGCUGGGUGUCGAACAGACGAAGAAAGUGGAGAAAAGACUGAGAGAGAUGCGUUCAGACCCAGACCGAGAUGUUCGAGUCAUGGCCGGAGGCGAGGAGGAGCCUGUGUUAAAUAUAUUGUCGCAAACAAAUGCCGAACAAUCGAGGAAUAUAUUGUUUUAACAAAUUCUAUCCCCGCGAGAAUCAAAUUCGAAUUAUUUCCUGCCAUACGAGACGAUUGUUUUAGAUUGGACAGCCACGGGACAGAAUAAAAGGUGCCGCAAAUGUGUUCUUCCACGUGUGAAUUGUCUGUACAUGCAACAGAAAAUUAAUUGGAAGAGAAAGACGGGGACAACGUUAUUGUAUUGGAGCAAGACAAACGAGAGAAACGAUAGGUUUUUUUCUUUUAGGAGGCACGAUACGUGUAUUUAUGUACGAUGUAAAAAAAUACGAGCUCAAAUUUUAAAUAAACGAAACACGUACCGCUUAAGUGCAGUCGAGAUAGACAAAGUGCAACUGAACAUUGUCGAAGACCAGGGGACCGACGAAUUUCCGCGUCCUUUAGACUAAGACAAAUAAGUAUCAACGGUCAAAAGACAUUACGCAAUUAUAUAAGAGUGUGUGUGAGCGUGUUUAAAAGGAAUUAACGUAUGCGUGGAUAAGAUUCGUGGGUAUGUAUGCGUUUACCAUUGUGAUCAAUUUGUAUAUGUAAGUGGGUCCCUUGGACGGGCAAGCCGGAUAUCACUAAUUGGAGAUAUCGCAUCGACGGGAUCUCUUGUUCUUUGGUGAACGGUCAUAGCACGUUCUCUUCGGCGUCGCGUUAAUUGUUAUUAUUGGCGUUACUAGGAAUUCGAAAUUUAGAGAUUUAGGUAUUUGGAAUUUUGAACCUCAGGAAAUUUGUAAAUUCAAUAUUGUAUAAAUUUGGGAAUUUUAAGGAUUUGACAAUCAUUGGCGUCACCCUGAUCCCUACCUAGUAAAGCCAAUGAUUGUUAUUUUUUUAUCGAAGUAUUACCAUUGUCGUCCCCUCCUCGUACGUUUCACUUUUUUAACUUUAUACUUCGUACGACUCAAGUUUUUGUGCUGUGACUGGUUAUGAACUCAUGCGCGCGACAUCGAUGAAUGUCUUUACGUUAAACGGAAAAGAAAGAAGAAAAAACACAACAUGGAAAUUAUCAGUUGAAAACGGUAAAAAAGGCUUAUACAUCGCACGAUGUCGAAAACGUUCACGAUCGUGCGAUGUCACUGUGUUUUCUGUCUACACGCAAUCACAAGAACAAAUGUGUAUUGUUUUUUGUAGAUAUACUACUGUACACGUUAAUAGUUGUAAGCACGAACUUUUUGCUGAGCCACCGAGUUAAAUUGAUACGAAUUUGAAUUUAUUACACCGCGACUCUUGUAUUUAGAUCAAUUUUCGGUGACUUUGUAUCUAAAUUUAAAAGAAACGCACGAGAGACAUCACGUUUGUACGAUCGAUACAAUAAAACUAAUUUGUAAGCAACAGGACGAACGAAACUGAGAAUGCUGUUGGAUAAAUGAUGUGUAUUAUAUGAGAUUUUACAAAUAUAGGGAUACAAAGCGGAUACGUAGACAGAAGUAAAGCAAAAGUGAUCCGCUAAAUUGUACAUUCGCGAAAAAAGAAAAAAAGAAGGACCGUUACCGAAUACCACUACCGUGAUAUCGCAAAAUAUUUCUAUAACAUUAGUGAGUCGUGAUCGCUGAAUAUUUCGCGACAUAAAAAAAAGAAAGGGCGAAUUAUCAUGUCUUAGUUAAACUGUUCGUUGAAUAACGUGAUCAUUGGGCUACAGCAACUUUCUGUAAGCAACGAAUACUCGUUACUUGUGAAUACGUUCAA
Messenger RNA from Megachile rotundata (alfalfa leafcutting bee), 4830 nucleotides. RefSeq names its product serine/threonine-protein phosphatase 4 regulatory subunit 1. Gene Ontology annotation, molecular function: protein phosphatase regulator activity. Gene Ontology annotation, cellular component: cytoplasm. The record is from RefSeq and is a predicted model, not a curated record. Gene Ontology annotation, biological process: protein dephosphorylation. NCBI's taxonomy places the organism in Eukaryota, Metazoa, Arthropoda, Insecta, Hymenoptera, Megachilidae.